Batrachochytrium dendrobatidis JAM81 is the source of this 1668-nucleotide messenger RNA. RefSeq lists its product as uncharacterized. The record is from RefSeq and is a predicted model, not a curated record. The coding region runs from base 1 to 1668 and encodes 555 amino acids. The transcript has 12 exons. NCBI's taxonomy places the organism in Eukaryota, Fungi, Chytridiomycota, Chytridiomycetes, Rhizophydiales.
AUGCCAUCUAAAUCAGAGAGCAUGCCUGAUUGUGCGGCAGCAACUCGCGAGAGCGAUACAAAUGAACCAAGGAAGGGCAAUACAGUCGAGCCUGAAGAAAUUACUCCGUCUACACCACCUGCUCAUGAAGAAGAUGGAGCUUAUAUAGAAGAAAGCACCACCAACUCCAAACGUAGCAGCGUCAAUAUCAAAUCGCGUAGGCAGGCACAUGCUCCAGAGUUGACCACAUCUGUUCACAAUCAACACGUAGACCAUCCUCCACAUGUAUUUGAAGCUCGUAGACGCAUCAAGAAUCUAGGUGUUAUGGGACGAUCACCUAUGGGUGAAUAUAUUUCUACUACGAGUCCACUCUCUCAAUUAGCCGUUCCAACUCCAGGGCCACUUGAUUAUGAACCCAAGCUAUAUCAGUCAGGCGUGCAGUACUCCAUUCUGGGAAAACAUGCAGCUGUCAAGGAAGAAAAGAUUAAUAUUGGACCAGGACCGUCAAAAUAUGAUGUCAGACCCAUCUUACUUCCGUAUUGUGAUGCACCCCAUUGGAGUUUUGGACACAAACUUGCCGAUCAAAAAGUCAAAAACGACACUCCAAGUCCAUUUGCAUAUACUGAUACUCACAAUGCAUUUGGAAAAAAUAACCUUUCAUAUACCAUGUCUGGACGGUUUUCACACUCUGAAAAUGAAACACCGGGACCUGAUAGGUAUUUGCCCAGGUCAGAGUUUGGUCCAACUGGAAUAAAGCCAAAGUAUUCUUUUGGACUAAAAUCAUUCACGAUUGAGGAUUCAACACCUGGUCCACUUGACUACAGUAUUCCCAGCUGUCCUCCUGAUGCUGUUAAAGGUCCAUCGUUUACCAUGAGGCGUCGCCUUGAUGACCUGUCUCUUCAGAAAGAUACCAAGCCAGGUCCAAAUGAAUACUAUCCAAAACUUCCUGCAUCAGAAAAAAUGGCAUCGCUUAAAGGCAUGCACAAGGAAACCAAAUCUCUCAAAACUCCCGGGCCUGCCAAUUAUAUCAUCCCAGCCAAUAUUUCUAGUGGCCCGCAUUAUACUCUCAUUGCGCGUAAUAUCCCAUAUCAAGAUAGCAAUUAUAUUGGCCCAUAUCCUGGACCAACAGACUAUAAUCCCGAGAUAAAAUUGACUUUUAGCAAAGGACCAACAUUUUCGCUUGGUGCCCGACCUAAAUCAAGCAAAAAUCCAAGUGAUGAUAUUCCGGGACCUAAUGCAUACCAUCCACUAGAUCGUCAAAUUCGUGGCAAUCGUCAUCCAAAAGUGACUAUUAAAGGAAGGCGCAGUACAACCAUUGAUGUAACACCAGGACCUGCAGACUAUAACUCACAUACCCAGAUCGCCAAUCCCACGGUAGCACAGCUUGCUCGAAAUUCCACACUAAGUAAAGCCGGAGCCAACUGCUUAGCUGAACGUAUCAAAAGUAAAGUUGUGGAAACGCCCGGCCCUGCUGAUUACCAAUUAAAACCAGCAUUGAUUGUAAAAAAAAGUGGACCAAAGUAUUCACCACAAAAGCACACAGAGUCUCAAAAAGUAAAUCAAACUCCUGGUCCAAAUGCCUACUAUAUCCAACCAAAAAAGAAUGGCGGAUAUAUUACAAUGAAGAGCAGACCCAGUCCAUUUGUUAUGGUGUUUCCAUCUAAUCGUAUCAAUACUCUUCGCGUCUAA